AUGGAUGGUCCUAAUUUUGCACAUCAAGGCGGGAGGUCACAACGCACUACUGAAUUGUAUUCAUGCGCACGUUGUAGAAAAUUAAAGAAGAAGUGUGGUAAACAAAUACCGACAUGUGUGAAUUGCGAUAAAAAUGGAGCACACUGUUCGUAUCCAGGUAGAGCCCCAAGACGGACUAAGAAGGAAUUAGCGGAUGCCAUGCUACGAGGGGAAUACGUUCCAGUGAAAAGAAACAAGAAAAUAGGAAGAAGCCCUUUGGGUAAUAAGAGCAUGCCAACCUCUUCUAGUUCGCCAUCUACAAAUGGCGCUAUAACGCCUGGGUUUUCACCUUAUGAAAACGAUGAUGCACACAAGAUGAAGCAGUUGAAACCGGCAGACCCGAUAAACCUUGUCAUGGGGGCAAGUCCGAAUUCUAGCGAAGGUGUCUCAUCGCUAAUUUCCGUUCUUACAUCAUUGAAUGAUAGUUCUAAUCCUUCUUCGCAUUUAUCCUCCAAUGAAAAUUCCUUGAUUCCUUCCCGAUCCCUGCCAGCGUCAGUGCAACAAGGUUCAGCAACGUCAUCAUAUGGAGGAUAUAACACGCCCUCGCCGCUAAUUAGCGGGCCUGUGCCUGCGAACACCCAAUCUGUGCCAUUGCAAAACAAUAAUCGCAAUACUAGCGACAGUGAUGACGGCAAUAAUAUUGACCACGACAAUAACAAUAACAAUAGCAGUGCACCGCAAUUGAGUCUUACCUCAUAUGCAAACAAUCCUGUCCCCAGUGGAAAAUACGAUUCUGUACCAGUUGAUGCAUCCUCGAUUGAAUUUGAAACUAUGUCGUGUUGCUUUAAAGGUGGUAGAACAACAUCGUGGGUCAGAGAGGAUGGUUCGUUCAAAUCAAUUGACAGAUCCUUACUGGACAGGUUCAUCGCCGCAUACUUCAAACACAAUCACCGUCUAUUUCCUAUGAUUGAUAAGAUAGCAUUCCUAAAUGACGCCGCGACGAUUACUGAUUUUGAAACAUUGUACGACAACAAAAACUACCCUGAUAGCUUUGUUUUCAAAGUAUAUAUGAUAAUGGCUAUUGGUUGUACAACUUUACAGCGCGCUGGUAUGGUCUCCCAGGAUGAAGAGUGUCUGAGUGAACAUUUGGCAUUUUUGGCCAUGAAGAAAUUCCGUAGCGUUAUAAUUUUACAAGAUAUUGAAACGGUACGAUGUCUGUUGUUAUUGGGUAUUUAUUCGUUCUUUGAGCCAAAGGGCUCCUCGUCAUGGACGAUUAGUGGUAUCAUCAUGCGAUUGACCAUAGGAUUAGGUCUAAAUAGAGAACUGACUGCCAAAAAACUCAAGAGCAUGUCUGCCUUAGAAGCAGAAGCAAGAUAUAGAGUGUUCUGGAGUGCCUACUGCUUUGAAAGGCUAGUUUGCACCUCUCUGGGCCGUAUAUCUGGAAUAGAUGAUGAAGACAUCACUGUGCCGCUACCGAGGGCGUUGUAUGUGGAUGAAAGGGACGAUUUGGAGAUGACCAAGUUAAUGAUAUCAUUAAGGAAAAUGGGUGGCCGCAUUUAUAAACAAGUUCACUCUGUAAGUGCGGGACGACAAAAAUUAACCAUCGAACAGAAGCAGGAGAUCAUAGGUGGAUUGCGCAAGGAGCUAGACGAAAUUUAUUCUCGAGAAUCAGAAAGAAGGAAACUGAAAAACUCCCAGAUGGAUCAGCUAGAGAGGGACAACAAUUCUACUACAAAUGUGAUAUCUUUCCAUAGUUCUGAGAUUUGGCUAGCAAUGAGGUACUCUCAAUUGCAAAUCUUGCUAUACAGACCAUCUGCAUUGAUACCGAAACCGCCCAUUGACUCCUUAUCCACACUAGGCGAGUUUUGCCUGCAAGCCUGGAAACAUACUUACACGCUGUACAAGAAGCGGUUAUUGCCCUUAAAUUGGAUAACUCUUUUCAGAACACUAACCAUUUGUAAUACUAUCUUAUACUGCCUUUGCCAGUGGAGCAUUGACCUCAUUGAAAGUAAAAUCGAAAUCCAGCAGUGUGUUGAGAUACUAAGACAUUUCGGCGAAAGAUGGAUUUUUGCAAUGAGAUGCGCGGACGUUUUCCAAAACAUUAGUAACACAAUUCUCGAUAUUAGUUUGAGCCAUGGCAAAGUCCCUAAUAUGGACCAGUUAACAAGAGAGUUGUUUGGCGCCAGCGAUUCGUAUCAAGAUAUAUUAGACGAAAACAAUGUUGACGUCUCCUGGGUUGAUAAACUUGUUUAA
Saccharomyces paradoxus is the source of this 2232-nucleotide messenger RNA. It is a transcript of the gene STB5, whose product is annotated as Stb5p. NCBI's taxonomy places the organism in Eukaryota, Fungi, Ascomycota, Saccharomycetes, Saccharomycetales, Saccharomycetaceae. Bases 1 to 2232 code for a protein of 743 amino acids. The transcript has a single exon. Gene Ontology annotation, molecular function: DNA-binding transcription factor activity, RNA polymerase II-specific; sequence-specific DNA binding; zinc ion binding. Gene Ontology annotation, biological process: DNA-templated transcription; positive regulation of transcription by RNA polymerase II. The record is from RefSeq and is a predicted model, not a curated record.